Molecule: messenger RNA, 921 nt
Organism: Strongyloides ratti
Lineage: Eukaryota; Metazoa; Nematoda; Chromadorea; Rhabditida; Strongyloididae
Product: Bax inhibitor 1-related family-containing protein
Exons: 2
Coding region: 1-921 (306 amino acids)
Cellular component (GO): membrane
Source: RefSeq, a predicted model, not a curated record
AUGACUGCUGUUAUUUCUAUGCGUCUUUCUUCAACUAUCCCACAAGACAGUAUGCUUGUUGAAACAAGAAAUAAUAAAAAACAAGAUGAUAAUAAUUUUUCUCAAAACGAAUUAAUUUCAUUACAGAGUAACAGUCCCAAGAAGGAAUUGUAUUUAAGAAAUUAUAAAAAAGAGUGGAAAAAAAUUUUUUAUAAUAGUGAAAUGACAAGAAAUGAGGAACGAAAUGUUAUUUAUUCUUUAUCAAGUAGGACCAAAUUUUUUAAAAGAACAAUUCUUCAUACAUUUUUAUUCUUAGCCUUUACAACUUUAACAACUUUAGUUAUUGUUACAAAUAAAGACUGGAAAGUUAUUCUAAACCAACAACAUCAACUUUUUUCUUUGAUUUCAUUAUUUGUUUUUUUAACAAUAUAUGGAGUUAUUAUAACAUUGGAACAAAUUAGAUUUAUGAAAGGAAUUAAUUAUAUUGCUGCUUUUUUAUUAGCUAUAUCAUUAGGUUUUUUGAUAGCUGUUGAAUCUUCCUGGUAUACAUUAGCAACAAAUAUCAAUUCAAUAUUUAUAUCAUGUAUUGUUGCAAUCACUAUUUCUUCAAUGGCAUUUACUGUUAAACGUGAUCUUACAAUUCAUAUGAAUAAGCUUAUUAUAUUAACUUUUAUUUUUAUGAUAGCUGCUUGCCUAUUAUUUAUUCUUUCAAAAAUUACUGAUACUUCAACUAUAAGACAUUUCUAUUGUCUAGGAGGUUUCUUACUAUCUUGUGCCUACAUUGCUGUUGAUACACAAUCAAUUUCAACCAAAGAUCGUUAUAACCAACUUGCCACAAAUGAAUAUGUACUUGGAGGUGUACAGAUUUUUGUCGAUUUUUCAUAUCUCUUUUACUAUUGUAUGGGUGUUAUUGGUACAGGUACUUUUAUUACCACGGAAUAA